AGUUAACAUUUAUAAGGGACAAUUGUGAAUUGUGUGAAGCUUGUGCCUUGAACCAACACAAAGAAGAAAAAAAAGAUGGAAACAAAGAAAGUUCCAGAGGUGGUACUAAAUUCAGGGAAAAAGAUGCCAAUGAUAGGCUUUGGAACAGGAACAACUCCUCCUCAACAAAUUAUGCUUGAUGCUAUUGACAUUGGCUACAGACAUUUUGAUACUGCUGCUCUUUAUGGUACUGAAGAACCUCUAGGCCAAGCUGUGUCAAAGGCUUUAGAGCUAGGCCUCGUUAAAAAUCGCGAUGAACUCUUCAUUACUUCCAAGUUAUGGUGUACUGAUGCUCAACAUGACCUUGUUCUCCCAGCUCUCAAAACCACCCUCAAAAAUCUGGGAUUGGAGUAUGUUGAUCUCUAUUUGAUUCACUGGCCAGUAAGGUUGAAACAAGAUGCUGAAAGCUUAAAAUUUAAAAAGGAGGAUAUGAUUCCCUUUGAUAUAAAAGGAACAUGGGAAGCUAUGGAAGAAUGUUAUAGAUUGGGCCUAGCAAAGUCUAUUGGUGUCAGUAACUUUGGUGUCAAAAAGCUCUCCAUACUCUUAGAAAAUGCCGAAAUCGCUCCUGCAGUUAAUCAGGUGGAGAUGAACCCAUCAUGGCAACAGGGGAAACUAAGAGAAUUCUGCAAGCAGAAAGGAAUCCAUGUGAGUGCAUGGUCACCACUAGGAGGAUACAAACUAAGUUGGGGUUCGCCUACAGUGAUGGAGAAUCCAAUUCUGCACGAAAUUGCAGAGGCUAGAAAGAAGAGUGUAGCCCAGAUAGCACUAAGAUGGAUAUACCAGCAAGGGGCAAUUCCCAUUGUGAAAAGCUUCAACAAGGAAAGGAUGAAACAAAACAUUGAAAUAUUUGAUUGGGAAUUGAACCAAGAAGAAUUAGACAAAAUCAGUCAGAUUCAUCAAAGCAGAUUUCAAAAGGCAGAAAUAUUUGUAUCUGAUAAUGGACCUUACAAAACCUUGGAAGAGCUGUGGGAUGGUGAUGUUUGAGCAAACUCUUGUUUGAAUAAAUGAUGGGAUCAUGGAAAGUGUAUGAGCUGCUGAAUAGUUAUAAGUAGUAAAAUAAUGCAAAAAGGGUUUUGCUCAAGAGAUUAAAGACAUCACAAAUAAGAUUUAAAUUGUACUCAAAUCCAAGUUCCUUAUGUAAGUGACCUUAAAUAAGAGAAAACACUAAGAAGGGUAAUCUAAAAACAUGGAUCUAAUGACUAUUCCUGGACUAGAGAAUCACAUGGCAUGCUAUCUCAAAUAACUGAUACAUUAUACUUCCUUUCAAUGUAUAAAUCAUGCUAAGGGUUAUCAAUCCCUACAAAGCAUGAAGUAUGAAAUCAUUACUUACAAUUUAAUCUUUAAAUUAAUCACGCGUAGAAGUUUAUUCUGUGUAUAAAUUCUUAUUGAUUAAUUCUACUUUAUCUCUCUUUA
Medicago truncatula (barrel medic) is the source of this 1452-nucleotide messenger RNA. Its product is annotated as methylecgonone reductase. The transcript is spliced from 4 exons. The coding region runs from base 76 to 1023 and encodes 315 amino acids. NCBI's taxonomy places the organism in Eukaryota, Viridiplantae, Streptophyta, Magnoliopsida, Fabales, Fabaceae. The record is from RefSeq and is a predicted model, not a curated record. Gene Ontology annotation, molecular function: oxidoreductase activity, acting on the CH-OH group of donors, NAD or NADP as acceptor.